AUUCUUGCCAGCCUCCCAUGCCUCCCCCAUACCUUUCCUAUUGAAGUUCCAAAAAGUUCCUUUCUUAUUUUAGAGAAGAAACUUCAUUUUAUAUACCAGCCUUCCUUCUAUAACUUCUAAGAACUUUCUAUUAAUAAAAACUCACCCCUCUUGGAAGGCUAGAAACAUCCUUAUCUUCUUAUAAGUUAAGCACACUCAACUUAAAACAUUCACCUUUUGAGGUUAAUACUAGAAUAGCCAUAACCAUCUUCUUGAUUUUGAUAGUCUGAGUUAAGUUUAUGAAGUUUGAUUUAAAGUUUGUGUUUUUUGUAAUCUUCUUGAUCAUGAAUGAUUCAGACCCAGUUAAGAAAGAUUGUGAAGGAUCCAGCUCAUCAGGGGGGGAUCAGGGUGGGAUGAUGAGGCUGCCAGUGCCAAUGGAGGGUCUGAAUGAGAUAGGGCCUCCCCCUUUUCUCAAUAAGACUUUUGAUAUGGUGGAUGAUCCAGCCACUGCUCAAAUCGUUUCUUGGAGUAGAGGGGGUCUCAGCUUUUCUGUUUGGGACCCUCAUGUUUUCUCCACCAAACUUCUACCAAGAUACUUUAAGCACAGUAACUUCUCAAGCUUUGUCAGGCAGCUCAAUACUUAUGGUUUUAGAAAGAUUGAUCCAGAUUUGUGGGAGUUUGCGAAUGAAGCAUUUAUAAGGGGUCAGAGGCAUCUUUUGAGGAAUAUUAGGAGACGAAAGGCUCCUUCCCAGACUCCGCCCCCACAACAACAAAUGCUUGAACCUUGUGUUGAGAUUGGACAAUUUGGAAUAGAUGGGGAAGUCGAAACUCUGAAACGUGACAAGCAGGUUCUUCUGAUGGAAGCUGCAAAACUUAGACACCAGCAGCAGAUUACCAGAGCUUACCUUUCAUCCUUGGAGCAGAGGAUUCAAGGGACGGAGAAGAAACAGCAACAUAUGAUGACUUUCCUAGCAAGGGCCAUACAAAAUCCUGAGUUUAUUAACCAUUUAGUCCAGCAAAAGGAGAAAAGAAAGAAACUUGACGGUGUCGUCACUAAAAAAAGGCAGCGUGCAAUUGAUCAAGGCCAUAAUGGUUAUGAACUGGGAGAAUCGAGCCAAAGGGCUCAAGGAGUACUAAAGCCUAUCAAAACGGAGCCUCCAGAAUUCGGAGAUUUUUAUGGGACUCAAGUGUCUGAGCUAGACGUACUUGCAUUAGAAAUUCAAGGAUUUGGUAGAGCAUGGAGUGAGAAAGAGGAAGAACAUGAGGUGUUUGACAAAUCUGAGUAUGAAGAUGGUGUACUUGACGAGGAAUUUUGGGAAGAGCUAUUAAAUGAUAGAUAUGAUGAUGAAUUAGGUUCAAGUGGAAACGAAGAGGAUGAAGGGGAAGAUAUCAGUGUGCUGGCUCAUAGGAUGGGUUUUCUAGGUUCAGGCCCAAAGUAGGAAGCUGGAAUUUUUCACCAAUUCCGUCUUGUCCUUUGUUCAUUGUCUCAAUAACAAUCUCACUCGUAUCUGAUCUUCUUUGUUGUCUCUGUCUUAUCCUCUCCAUUAGGUCCUCUGCAUAAAAGAUGAAGAUGCGAAUUCUUCUCUGAAUCUCUUGAUUCCUUGUGUUCCAGAUGCAUUCUGAGUGCUGGUUCGUCACUUCAUCAGUCACCACUUCACGGUUAUUGCUAUUUCCUUUUGUUGCGUGCCUUAGGAUUUUACUUAGUGUUGAUCCAGUCAGAGUUAUAUUGAAAUCCUGACAAUGACACGAGACAGAUCACAAAGGCUUUCCUUCUCAGAGAGUAUCUUGGUGUUUCUAACUCUGUUGCUAGUCACUCUAUUUCAAUAUAGUCUUCCCUGUUAGUUGUGCACUGUUUCUCUCGUUCAUAUGGCUAGAUGUCCUAGAACUUGCUAGUUCGUCACUUCAUUAGUCAUCGUUUUAUGGUAAUAUAUAUCCUCUUUCCUGUACUCUAAGAUUUGUUGAUGGAAUUAGAGUUACACUGGAUCCUGACAUUGACACAAGACGGAGCACAAAGACUUUCCUCCUCGGAAAAUAUCUCCUUGUUGGUGUUUUUAACUCUGUUCUUGUUGUUCACCAUUUAGUCCAGUGUGGUUCUUUAAAUUUCUCUUGGCAAGAGAUGGUCCGGGAAAAAGAGGCCGUUGAGUAGAAGCAUUUACAUCAAGUGUAGACUCUUCACAGGUAUAGCAUCUGAUGAACAUUUUGGAUAUACAAUUUGAUUCCAGGAUAUGUCAAAAAUGUAUAUGGUCAGAAAUUGUUCUGUAUAGGUGCACUUUCCACAGGAUAGUGAAUGCUGUAACACUUAUGUAGACUGGUUUCAACUUGUGCUAUUUUGAUAUUCAUGACCUUCAGCUGUU
Molecule: messenger RNA, 2333 nt
Organism: Daucus carota subsp. sativus
Lineage: Eukaryota; Viridiplantae; Streptophyta; Magnoliopsida; Apiales; Apiaceae
Product: heat stress transcription factor A-2c
Exons: 3
Coding region: 279-1418 (379 amino acids)
Biological process (GO): regulation of transcription by RNA polymerase II; cellular response to heat
Cellular component (GO): nucleus
Molecular function (GO): RNA polymerase II cis-regulatory region sequence-specific DNA binding; DNA-binding transcription factor activity
Source: RefSeq, a predicted model, not a curated record